Rotaria sordida is the source of this 441-nucleotide messenger RNA. Lineage: Eukaryota; Metazoa; Rotifera; Eurotatoria; Philodinida; Philodinidae. The record is from the annotation of a GenBank genome assembly.
AUGUCUAGUAUUUAUACACGUGCACAAAUGCCAGAUGCUAAAGUGGGCUGUGCUAAAUGUGGAUAUGUUGGUCAUUUAACUUAUCAAUGUCGUAAUUUUCUUCAAACAGAUCCAUCCAAAGCUGUUGUACUUGACGUUAGUUCGACUAGUUCACCAUCGAGUGACGAUGAUAAUGAUACACCUCUUCAAUUACUUGCUCGAGAAGAAAUUAAUCGUGAAAAACAACAAGCAGAAAAAAAAGAAACAGAAACAAGUACAAAAUCUAAAAAACAUGAAAAAGCAAAACACAAACGACAUCGAUCACCAAGUACAAGUAGUCCAUCUGAAUCAGAAUCGGAAUCAAAAAAAUCUAAACGAAAACGUCAUCAUAAACAUCGACAUCAUUCAUCAAAAUCAAAAAAAUCUAAAAAAGAAUCAAAACAUCGUCGUCAUCAUUCCUAA